AUGCCAGACAUACAUAGCUCGCCAAAGCAGAUACCUCAGGGGACACCAACGGAGUCCAUAAAGCAAGUAAAACAAGUAAAACCGGCAAAACCACCAAAACCGGCAGCAACAACAAUAAGACUUGGCUUGAAGGAUACGUUGAAGCUAUGCGUAAAGUAUUUCUGGUAUGGCGUUAAGGAUGCGUUUGCCUGGCCAUCGAGUUUGAUCAUAAUAUAUAUGUCAAACACAAUUCGAAAUCGGGCCCUAAAGUGUUUUACCUUGAACGGCAUCAUAUUCCUGGGCAGCAUAGCGUUGUUUAAUAGUUUGACGUUGCCGAUAUUGCAUUUUUUCCUGGGGCAUGAAGGCGCGGAAGAAGAAGGAAGAAGAGUGGGUGGCGAGAACUCACCAUUCGUUGCAAUUAUUUUAGGAUGGCUUGUGAAAUUAACAUAUCUCUUAUUUUGGAUAUACCCAGUUUUCUUACUCAGUUUUGUUUUGAAUGCUAUGUGGUAUCAACAAAUUGCAGAUAGAGCCUACAGAUUACAAUACGGACAACCCUCUAAUCAACAGUUGACUUAUUCCAGAUUACCAAAGGUUUUGGCAGAUGAGAUUUAUCGAGCGUUGCUAUUGAUGAACUAUCUCAUUGUAGCGACGUUAGUAUAUGUAAUACCGAUUAUUGGCCCAGCGUUAUCUUUUAUGUUUAUCUGUUGGAUAUACGCUUUUUACAGUUUUGAGUACAAAUGGACAGCCAAAAGAUGGAAUUUGGAGCAAAGGAUUGAUUAUUUUGAAGAAAGAUGGGCUUAUUUUGCCGGAUUUGGUUUCCUGUUUACAGGGGUCACAUUCUUUGUUAACAAAUUCUUUAGUGCAGGCAUAUUUGCCAUGGUAUUUCCAGUUUACAUUAUUAUGGCAAGUAACGCUCAGCCGAGGCCACGCAAUGAUGAGCGUGCACUAUUCUCGCACUACGUACCCUAUAAAUUACCUGUAUUCUGGAUAGCCAAAAAACUAAAUAAUAAAGUCAUAAGCUGCUUAGGAAGACGGGGAUUCGAACGUAGGAGCCGAAUAAAAAGUUCAUGA
Molecule: messenger RNA, 1050 nt
Organism: Paraglomus brasilianum
Lineage: Eukaryota; Fungi; Glomeromycota; Glomeromycetes; Paraglomerales; Paraglomeraceae
Source: the annotation of a GenBank genome assembly